CGCUGUGCCUCUUGUCUCUUCCAGCUCAGGGCUGAUGUUGUCCCAAAGACUGCAGAGAACUUCCGUGCCUUGUGUACCGGGGAGAAGGGUUUUGGUUACAAGGACUCAACUUUUCACCGGAUCAUUAAUGACUUCAUGUGCCAGGGCGGUGACUUCACGGAAAAUAAUGGCACUGGUGGAAAGUCCAUCUACGGGGAAAAAUUUGCUGAUGAGAAUUUCAAACUGAAGCACACAGGACCAGGUAAAGUAGAUUCUCUCCGAACUGCAUUGGCCUCUGGCAAAGUUUGCCCAGAAGAGGAAGUGAUGUUGGCUUUCCAUUCCCUCCGUAAAUGCUCUCUGACCCAAUGAGUUCAUCCUGCGCUCUGUGUCUUGUUUUAAGUUUCUGACAUCUGCAGCCACUUGUGUCAUUUGGGGGGAAAGGGGCAUUGGCUGUUAUGGUUUUGGUUUUCAUUUAUACAUUUGUGUCAUUGUUCAGUUUUUGCUGGUUUUCACAACCAGAGAGCGGUGCUGAAUUAAUAUCUACCUUCUUGGUGACCCUCGGACUAUCCUUGAUAACUUUGCCUUGCACUAAACAUUAUUCCCUCAUCAUGUAUCUAUACUCUGUAAG
Messenger RNA from Leucoraja erinaceus (little skate), 607 nucleotides. Its product is annotated as peptidyl-prolyl cis-trans isomerase-like. Gene Ontology annotation, biological process: protein folding; protein peptidyl-prolyl isomerization. The transcript is spliced from 3 exons. NCBI's taxonomy places the organism in Eukaryota, Metazoa, Chordata, Chondrichthyes, Rajiformes, Rajidae. Gene Ontology annotation, molecular function: peptidyl-prolyl cis-trans isomerase activity. The record is from RefSeq and is a predicted model, not a curated record. The annotation marks the transcript as partial.